AUGACCACCGCCUCCCAUCCUGCCAAGCCGACUCCGACCAAACCUUCAGACCAGUCCAUCAUGGGGGGCUUGACCUCCGCUGCCGGCCUCGUCGGUUUCCUGACCGAGCCGGACAACGACCUCAGGUCGUUUGCCCUCCACCGGUUAAACGAGGAAAUCGAUCUGCUGUGGCCCGAGGUUGCUGGUUCUGUCGGUCAGAUAGAAGCUCUGUACGAAGAUGAGACGUUCCCGGAGAGAGAGCUUGCUGCUCUGGUGGCCGCCAAGGUCUACUAUCAGCUACAAGAGUACAACGAGAGCAUGGUGUUCGCGCUGGGGGCAGGAAAGCUGUUCAGCUUAGAUCACCCUGGCGAGUUCGAGGACACGAUAGUUACCAAGUGCAUCGACACCUACAUCGCUCUGUCCGCCCUGCACAACCCUCCGGCGCCCGCAAGCACAGCAAACCAGCCUCCGCCCCAACUUACGACCGCCUUCCCCGCGAACGCAAACGGUAGCGCAAACACGGCCGCAAGCCUUACCUCGCCGACUACGCCAUUCUCACAAACCACCCUUCCCUCCAAGUCUCUGCUCUCCCGCGACGACUCCACGGGUUUUGACCCCUCGGUCCCCGGCGGUGGCAAUGCCGGCACCCCCGGCGCACACCCGUCUCCUCUAGCCCUGCCGAGGCCAGUGCAGAAGAAUCUGCAGACGGUGAUUCGGAGGUUGUUCGAGAGCUGCUACCAGGCUAGCGCAUACCAGCAGGUUGUCGGCAUCGCUAUUGAGGCCAGGAAUCUCGACGUUCUGCGCGAGACAAUCCUGAGGGCGAGCCAGGAUGAGAAGUCGCAGGGCAAGAAGGCUGCCAGCGGUGCUCCGGGCAAGAGUGAGGAGCUCCUGGAGUACAUCCUGGACAUUUGCAUGAACGUUGUUCAGGAGCGCGGUCUUAGGAACGAGAUCCUGAGAAUGAUCCUGGACCUUCUCAACGAGCUCCCGAGCCCCGAUUACUUCUCCAUCGCAAAGUGUGUCGUGUACUUGAACCAACAUUCGAUGGCGUCGAACAUGCUUCGCCACCUCGUCGAGCGUGGAGAUGCCCACUCUUUGGCCGUUGCAUACCAAAUCUCUUUCGACCUCUACGACAACAGCUCACAAGAAUUCCUCUCCAAGGUGAUCGAGGAGCUCCCCGAGGUUGAGGAGGAGGAGAAGAAGGACGAGGCUGGUGGACAGUCGUCUGCCAAUGGGGAUGCUAUGCAGACCGAGUCGGGCGAGGGAACUAGGGAAACGGAUGGACUGCUGGCGAAUGCGGAGAGCACUCACACUGCGACCAUUCCGUCAAGGACAAAGUCGAACCCGGCCACAGAGGAGCAGAAGAAAGCUUUCUCGUCUAUUCGCCACAUCCUGAAGGGCACCAAGACGAUUGAGCUCAACCUGGAGUUCCUCUACAGGAACAACCAUGCUGAUCGCGCGGUCUUGAACAAGAUUCGUGACAGCCUUGAGGCUCGGAAUUCCAUCUUCCACACGGCCGUCACUUUCGCCAACGCCUUCAUGAACUCUGGUACUACCAAUGACGGUUUCUUCCGGGAUAAUCUUGACUGGCUUCAAAAGGCUGUCAACUGGUCCAAGUUCACCGCCACCGCAGCCUUGGGUGUCAUUCAUCGUGGAAAUAUCACUCAAGGCCAGAGACUGCUCGACCCUUACCUUCCUAAGGACAGCAGCGUCUCUGGCUCGUCGUACAGCCAGGGCGGUUCUCUGUUCGCCCUGGGCUUGAUCUACAGCAACCACGGCACCGAUGUGCUCGAGUACCUGUCGACCCAAUUCAGGAAAGCCUCGGAGGAAGUGGUGCAGCAUGGCGGUGCCCUUGGCCUCGGCGUGGCGGGCAUGGCUACCGGUAACGAGGACAUCUACGAAUCCCUCAAGACUGUUCUCUACACCGACUCUGCCAUCAACGGUGAGGCCGUCGGUCUUGCCAUGGGUCUCGUCAUGCUUGGCACCGGCAACAUCAAGGCUCUGGAGGACAUGAUUCAGUACGCCCACGACACUCAGCACGAGAAGAUUGUACGAGGUCUGGCCAUUGGCAUGGCUCUUAUCAUGUAUGGCCGCCAGGAGGCUGCCGAUGAGCUCAUCAACGGUCUCCUUGAGGAUCCUGACCCGACCCUGAGGUACGGCGGUAUCAUGACCAUUGCCCUCGCUUACUGCGGCACCAGCAGCAACAAGGCCGUCCGCAAGUUGCUUCACGUCGCUGUCAGUGAUGUCAGUGAUGACGUCCGCAGGGUUGCCGUGAUGAGUCUGGGGUUCGUUCUAUUCAGAAAGCCGGGCGCUGUCCCUCGGAUGGUCGAGCUCCUCGCCGAGUCCUACAACCCUCACGUGCGGUACGGCGCAACCAUGGCCCUCGGUAUUGCUUGUGCCGGUACCGGCCUACACGAGGCCAUUGACCUUCUUGAGCCCAUGAUGAAGGAUUCCACCGACUUCGUCCGCCAGGGUGCUCUCAUCUCCCUCGCGAUGAUCAUGGUCCAGCAGAACGAAUCGAUGAACCCCAAGGUGGCAACGAUCCGCAAGACUCUCCAGAAGGUCGUGGGUGAUCGCCACGAGGAUGCCAUGGCAAAGUUCGGUGCCGCUAUUGCCCUUGGUAUCAUCGAUGCCGGUGGUCGCAACUGUACCAUUGGUCUGCAGACCCAGACCGGCAACUUGAACAUGACCGCCAUCGUCGGCAUGGCUGUCUUCACCCAGUACUGGUACUGGUUCCCGUUGACCCACUUCCUCUCCCUCAGCUUCACCCCCACCGCGAUCAUUGGCGUCGACCAAGAACUCGAAAUCCCCAGCUUCAAGUUCUACAGCGCAACCAGGCCAAGCAUGUUCGACUACCCGCCGGAAGUGGAGGUCAAGACUGAAGAGGCACCGGAGAAGAUCAAGACGGCGGUGCUGUCGACCACUGCCCAAGCCAAGCGUCGCAAGAUGGUCAAGGAGAGGCAACAACGCCGGGAGAGCAUGGAUGUGGACCCGACCCCGGCCACACCCAAGGCUUCGGCCGAUGACGACAAGAUGGAGACCGAUGAGGACACAAAGAAGGACGAGAAGAAGGAGGGUGAGAAGGAGGGCACUCCGUCUGCGGAAGGUGGAAAGAAGAAGGUCGAGAAGGAGAAGGUCGGCUACGAGCUUGAGAACAUGUCGAGGGUCCUACCGGCACAGCUGAAGUACAUCAGCUUCCCUGGCGAGCGCUACGUGCCUGUCAAGAAGGCUACCGGAGGUGUCAUCCUUGUGACAGACACGAGGCCCUCGGAUCCCAAAGAGCUUCUCGAGCUGAAGGUCAAGAAGGCCGCCACCACUCCUGCGCCCGGCGCGCCCGGCCACAGUCUUCAGGACCGCGUCGAGGAUGCCUACAGCUCGCGCGACAUCGGUGCUGGUUCCACUACCGGCGCCGCAGAGGCCGCCGGCGUUCUCACCGCCGUGGAUGAGGAUGAGGACGGCGAGGAGGCGGAGGCACCCCAUGAUUUCGAGUACUACUCUGACGGUGGCGACGAGUAG
Molecule: messenger RNA, 3492 nt
Organism: Diplodia corticola
Lineage: Eukaryota; Fungi; Ascomycota; Dothideomycetes; Botryosphaeriales; Botryosphaeriaceae
Product: 26s proteasome regulatory subunit rpn2
Exons: 5
Coding region: 1-3492 (1163 amino acids)
Biological process (GO): regulation of protein catabolic process; proteasome-mediated ubiquitin-dependent protein catabolic process
Cellular component (GO): proteasome storage granule; proteasome regulatory particle, base subcomplex; proteasome complex
Molecular function (GO): enzyme regulator activity
Source: RefSeq, a predicted model, not a curated record